This is a messenger RNA of Ornithodoros turicata, 936 nucleotides long. Its product is annotated as piggyBac transposable element-derived protein 4-like. Bases 1 to 936 code for a protein of 311 amino acids. The record is from RefSeq and is a predicted model, not a curated record. The transcript has a single exon. NCBI's taxonomy places the organism in Eukaryota, Metazoa, Arthropoda, Arachnida, Ixodida, Argasidae.
AUGUGGUGCCGCUGUGACUCUGAAACCGGAUGCCUCUUUCAGUGCGACAUGUACACGGGGAAGAAGCCGGAAGGCAUGGGGAUGGGACUUGGUGAAUCUGUCGUUGUCGAGCUCACUAGUACCCUCGAGGGCCUCGGAUGCGAAUUCUUUUUCGACAAUUUCUUCAAUUCUCCAGCCCUCCAGCUUCAACUUUCUGAGAGAGACAUAAAGGCAUGUGGUACCGUACGUGCCAAUCGAAAGGGUAUGCCGAAAGCAUUUCCCAGUGACAAAGACAUGAAACGAGGGGACAUCGCAUCUUUCUCCGCUGAUGGCAUUUGUUGCGUCAAAUGGAUGGACAACCGUGCAGUUGUAAUGCUUUCGAACUUCAUUUCUCCUGUGGAGACCGUCACGGUGCAGCGGCGAUGCGCAGGUACAAAGGAAAAAAAGGUAGACGUUCGUUGUCCCCUGGUCGUGAGCGAAUACAAUAAGGGAAUGGGUGGAGUUGACCUCAUGGAUCAAAAGAAAGUGACGUAUGAAGUGGACAGACGAUCAAGAAUAAAGUACUACCUAAGGGUGUUUUUUGACCUCCUUGACAUUGGCGUCAACACCGGUUACAUUGUCUACUGCAAGAUUCAAAGCGAGAAUCCUAGCCUUCCCCCGCUUACCUCGCUAGAGUUCAGACAAGCUGUGGCGCUCUCUCUCAUUGGGAACUUUUACGGACGUCAUCGUAGUACAGCGAGCAUUGUGCAGACCCAAAAGCGCAGUCAGGUACUCACAAGGCCAGCACCAACGUGCCACCAAAUGGCCAAGGCAUCCGCACGAAAGCGUUGUGUAAACUGUGCGAAAUCAAGGGUGGAAAAUCGCACCAUGAACUGCUGCACAACCUGCGACGUCCACCUGUGUUUUACUACGACGAGGAACUGCUUUAUCGAGUUUCAUAACGGAGGAAAGCACUAG